CAACGUCUUUGCUCUCUCUGCAGAAGUGGUCACAUAGAGAUUAGAGAUAAUCUCUGUCGCCAUGGAUAAUCUGUUGGCUACCACGUUUUUGUCUUGUUUCUUCUUCUUCUUUGUAAUUUCUUCAGCAGAGGGUCAUAAGCUGCUGUCUGGUAAAAUGCGUUCUGAAGAUGACCUCAAGAGCUACUCUCAACUUGAUCUCCCUGGAGUGGUUGGCCCAGAAAGCAUUGCCUUUGAUUGCAACGGCAAAGGGCCAUAUGUUGGUGUUUCCGAUGGCAGAAUCCUCAAAUGGCAAGAACUUGGUUGGGCUGAGUUUGCUGUUUCUUCAUCCAACAGGGACAGGAAAGCCUGUGAUGGCUCAACAGACCCAGACAAGGAACCUAUUUGUGGAAGACCACUAGGCCUCAAAUUCAAUCCUGCAACUUGUGAUCUCUACAUUGCAGAUGCCUACUAUGGACUUCUAGUUGUAGGACCAAAAGGAGGUGUUCCCACACAGCUUGCUACUUCAGCUGAAGGAGUCCCUUUCAGAUUCACCAAUGGUUUAGACAUUGAUCCCAGAACAGGAGUGGUUUAUUUCACAGACAGCAGCAUUUACUUCCAGAGAAGGGUUUAUAUUUUGGCGAUCAUAAGCUCUGACAAAAGUGGAAGGCUAUUGAAAUAUGAUCCAAGGAGCAAGAAAGUGACAGUAUUGUUCAGAGGCUUAGCAUUUCCAAAUGGGGUGGCGCUGAGCAAAGACAAUUCGUUUAUUGUAGUUGCAGAAUCAGGCAGAUCAAGAAUCCUGAAGUUUGUGCUCGUGAAUUCUGAAAUUCAUUCCCCAGGAGAAGUGUUUGCUGAACUUGGAAGAUUGCCAGAUAACAUCAAGAGGAAUGAAAAUGGAGAGUUUUGGGUGGCAUUAAAUACUGGAAGAGGAAGGAUUCAGAGAAUGGGUGGUGAAUGGUUUGUGAAUGAUCCUGUAGGAAUCAAGUUCAGUGAGGAUGGAAAAAUAGUUAGGGCUUUGGAUGGAAAUGGUGGGAAAAUACUUGACUCGGUUAGUGAAGUUGAAGAGCAUUAUGGAAGGUUGUGGUUAGGAUCUGCUGUGCAGCCUUAUGUUGGCUGCAUGAAGAAUUAGCAGCAAUUGAUUGAAAUUAAGAAGUUAUAUAUAUUAUUAAUGGGAAAAUUACUUUUUAGUCC
Manihot esculenta (cassava) is the source of this 1167-nucleotide messenger RNA. RefSeq names its product protein STRICTOSIDINE SYNTHASE-LIKE 10. The transcript is spliced from 3 exons. NCBI's taxonomy places the organism in Eukaryota, Viridiplantae, Streptophyta, Magnoliopsida, Malpighiales, Euphorbiaceae. Gene Ontology annotation, molecular function: strictosidine synthase activity. The coding region runs from base 62 to 1105 and encodes 347 amino acids. Gene Ontology annotation, biological process: biosynthetic process. The record is from RefSeq and is a predicted model, not a curated record.